This is a messenger RNA of Cladophialophora yegresii CBS 114405, 1113 nucleotides long. RefSeq lists its product as uncharacterized. NCBI's taxonomy places the organism in Eukaryota, Fungi, Ascomycota, Eurotiomycetes, Chaetothyriales, Herpotrichiellaceae. The transcript is spliced from 2 exons. Gene Ontology annotation, cellular component: cytoplasmic ubiquitin ligase complex; cytosol. The record is from RefSeq and is a predicted model, not a curated record. Gene Ontology annotation, biological process: autophagy of mitochondrion; autophagosome assembly; nucleophagy. Gene Ontology annotation, molecular function: Atg8-family ligase activity. The coding region runs from base 1 to 1113 and encodes 370 amino acids.
AUGCAAUACCUCCGCUCAGGCCUAGACCAACUUCGCGAUCGUUACGCCCCCGUUAGUCACAAGUCCACCUUUCGGAGCACCGGUCAAAUCACGCCCGAAGAGUUUCUCCUCGCAGGCGAUUAUCUAGUCUACAAGUUCCCCAGCUGGUCGUGGUCCGAUGCAUCAAGUCCCGCGCGACGCGUGCCCUACCUGCCUCCAAACAAGCAAUUCCUCGUGACCCGAGGAGUUCCAUGUCACAGACGAUUAGACGAGAACUUCGCAGGCGGACACGGCGCGGCUGAUGACUUGGUGCGAGACGGUUUCUUGGGCGGACCGGACGAUGAGUCGGAUAGCAAGGGAGGAGGCGAGGAUGAAGGCUGGCUAAGAACGGGCGGCACGACAGAGAAGGAGCAGGAAGGCCUUAGAGGGGAAGUCCGGACGAUGAGCGAGAGUGGACAGCUGGGCAAGAAGGCCGUCGAGGACGAAGACGAAGAAAUCCCAGAUAUGGAGGACGAGGACGAUGAUAAUGAAGCCAUCAUAAGAGACAAGGGUGAAGGUGCUGCUGCACCCCUCCGCACAUACACCCUCUACAUAACGUACACGCCCUACUAUCGCACACCGAGAAUGUACCUCUCUGGCUACCUAUCACCCAGCGAACCCCUUCCGCCGCACCUCAUGAUGGAAGACAUUGUCGGCGACUACAAAGACAAAACCGUCACGUUAGAAGACUUUCCAUUCUUCGAUAACAGCGUGAAGAUGGCGAGCAUCCACCCUUGCAAACACGCCAGCGUGAUGAAGAUCCUGCUUGAUCGAGCAGACGCCGCGCUGAAGUUGAGGCUCGACAAGCAGAAAGCAGGCGGCGCUGACUCGAAGAAAGAGAUCUCUGGCAUGGAAGGCUUGAUUGACGACACCUCAAAUCUGAAACUCUCGGAGCAGAAAAGGGGACAUGAAGCUGGCGUCAAAGCCGCAAACGGCGGCGCGGGCGACGAGUGGGAGGUCCUGGACGAGCAAGAAAGUGCCGAGGACGAGGGCGAGAAGGUGGCCAUCCGGGUUGAUCAGUACCUGGUUGUAUUCUUGAAGUUCAUGGCGAGUGUCACGCCGGGGAUUGAGCAUGAUUUCACGAUGGGCGUUUAG